UGUCCAAUCGCAGAAAUGAAUUGGAGAUCCCAUCAGUUCUGAUACCGAACCAAAUCUCGCGAGAACGGGCGAGGGGAUAAGUUAAGGAAACACGGCGAUGUCUAAUUUGUUAAAGAACAAGGGUUCCCUCCAGUUUGAGGACAAGUGGGAUCUUAUGCGCCCCAUUGUCCUUAAAUUGCUCCGCCAAGAGUCUGUAACGAAGCAGCAGUGGUUUGAUCUUUUCUCAGAUGUUCAUGCAGUUUGUCUAUGGGAUGACAAAGGACCGGCAAAGAUCCACCAGGCCCUCAAAGAGGACAUCUUAGAUUUUAUUAAACAAGCUCAAGCGCGAGUGCUCAGUCACCAAGAUGACACGGCGCUUCUCAAGGCUUACAUCGUGGAGUGGAGGAAGUUCUUCACGCAGUGUGACAUUCUGCCCAAACCGUUCUGCCAGCUGGAGAUCACCCUGAUGGGCAAACAGGGCAGCAACAAGAAGUCCAAUGUGGAGGACAGCAUUGUUAGGAAGCUGAUGCUGGAUACUUGGAACGAAUCGAUAUUCUCCAACAUCAAGAAUAGAUUGCAGGAUAGUGCGAUGAAGUUGGUCCAUGCCGAGCGGCUGGGAGAAGCUUUCGACUCGCAGCUGGUCAUCGGAGUCAGAGAAUCAUAUGUGAACCUAUGCUCCAAUCCUGAUGAUAAGCUGCAGAUCUACAGGGAUAACUUCGAGAAAGCCUACCUAGACUCCACUGAGAGGUUCUACAGGACCCAGGCGCCGUCCUACCUGCAGCAGAACGGAGUACAGAACUACAUGAAAUAUGCAGAUGCUAAAUUAAGAGAAGAGGAGAAACGUGCACUACGAUAUUUAGAGACAAGACGUGAAUGUAACUCUGUACAAGCACUUAUGGAAUGUUGUGUGAAUGCACUGGUGACAUCAUUUAAAGAAACUAUUUUGGCUGAAUGUCCAGGCAUGAUCAAACGAAAUGAGACUGACAAGCUGCACCUCAUGUUCUCUCUCAUGGAUAAAGUGCCCAAUGGGAUUGAACCCAUGUUGAAAGACUUGGAGGAGCACAUCAUCAGUGCUGGACUGGCAGACAUGGUGGCCGCUGCCGAGACCAUCACAACUGACUCUGAGAAGUAUGUGGAGCAGCUCCUGACUCUGUUCAAUCGAUUUAGUAAAUUAGUGAAGGAAGCGUUCCACGAUGAUCCUCGGUUCCUUACAGCCAGAGACAAAGCGUACAAAGCAGUUGUGAAUGAUGCCACAAUAUUUAAGUUGGAGCUGCCAAUGAAACAGAAGGGAGUGGGCCUGAAAACACAACCAGAAUCGAAGUGUCCGGAGCUGCUGGCUAACUAUUGUGACAUGCUGCUAAGAAAGACGCCACUCAGCAAAAAGCUGACCUCAGAAGAGAUCGAGCUCAAACUGAAGGAAGUGCUACUCGUGCUAAAAUACGUCCAGAAUAAGGAUGUGUUCAUGAGGUACCACAAAGCCCACCUGACCAGACGUCUGAUCCUGGACAUCUCAGCGGACAGUGAGAUUGAGGAGAACAUGGUCGAGUGGCUCAGGGAAGUUGGGAUGCCUGCUGACUAUGUGAACAAGCUAGCUAGAAUGUUCCAGGACAUCAAAGUGUCCGAAGAUCUUAACCAGGUUUUCAAGGAAAUGCACAAACACAACAAGCUGGCUUUACCAGCGGACUCGGUCAACAUAAAGAUCUUAAAUGCUGGAGCGUGGUCACGCAGCUCAGAGAAAGUGUUUGUGUCUCUGCCCACCGAGCUGGAAGACCUCAUUCCUGAGGUGGAAGACUUCUACAAGAAGAACCACAGCGGCCGCAAACUCCACUGGCACCACCUCAUGUCCAAUGGCAUUAUCACUUUCAAGAAUGAAGUAGGGCAGUACGACCUGGAGGUCACGACCUUUCAGCUGGCUGUACUUUUUGCCUGGAACCAAAGACCACGAGAGAAGAUCAGUUUUGAGAACCUGAAACUUGCCACUGAGCUGCCUGAUGCUGAACUGAGACGAACUCUCUGGUCUCUCGUUGCCUUCCCAAAGCUCAAACGCCAAGUGCUGUUAUAUGAACCUCAAGUGAGCUCUCCCAAAGACUUCACAGACAGUACAUUGUUUUUCGUUAACCAGGAAUUCUCCUUGAUAAAAAACACCAAGGUUCAAAAGAGGGGGAAAAUAAACCUAAUUGGCCGAUUACAGCUGACGACUGAGCGAAUGAAAGAAGAGGAGAACGAAGGCAUCGUCCAGCUUAGAAUAUUAAGAACACAGGAGGCCAUCAUUCAGAUCAUGAAGAUGCGCAAGAAGAUCACAAACGCUCAGCUGCAGACCGAGCUGGUGGAGAUCCUGAAGAACAUGUUCCUCCCUCAGAAGAAAAUGAUCAAGGAACAGAUCGAGUGGCUCAUUGAGCACAAGUACAUCAAGAGAGACGAAACGGACAUUAACACGUUCAUCUACAUGGCGUAACACAGAAAUGACUUCGGAGAUGAUCCGUGACCGUUCUGGAGGACGGCGUACCUGUCGAGGAUCAGCAGCCGGGGAGGGGUGGUGAUGAAGAUACUGCUUCGGCUGCUGUUCUGGUGGUGUAGUCAUGAGCUUGUUUUAACGACAGACAGUCACACAUCAGAUAAAAAAAAAUGUAUUUAAAACAAAAAAUUAAUAUAAUCCCUGCCUUACCUUACAGUGAAGACAAGUGGGAUAGGAGACUUAAAAAAAUGGGAAAAGUGACAAAAGGAUUCUAUUUUUGCCAUUGGUAGUCAGUAUGCAUGGUGGGCCGUUUGCAUUUUGUAAGUGUACAUCUCCAGCAGCAUGCGGUCAGUGAGAAUGUCACAUUCAUCCCAGGACUUAUUUGUGUGUGCUGUGCUACGAGUGUUUUUUUUUUCCCCCUCCCACAUCUUCCGUCUGGACCUCGCCCUGUCCCAUCUUCAACCGGAAGUGAACGCCGUCCCACCAUCGCAUCCGCAAACACCUGGUCUUGCAUGACGACACUGGAGUCUCUGAGGAGCACGGGCCGGGGUGGAGGACUAGCAUUAGCACUUUUCACACUCUCCGCCACAACAUGUCAGCAUGGAUUUAUUUGGGUUGUUUUUCACAUUGUUUUAAUUUUCUUUGUCAAAAUACCGCAAAUGAAAGAUUUGAUCGGUUUAGACGACAUUGUUACUCUUUAGAAUGCCAGGAAAAGUCAACUUGGCAUUCAGGUGUCACAAAGGGUCAACGUCUGUGGAGAAAAUCUGUGGGGUUUGCCAUGUUUAGUUUUUUUCAGUGUUCAUGCUUUAUUUUUGUGCACCUGGUCAAAACGUCAGUGUAACAGUUGCAGUUUCUUUUUUGUGUUUACUACACUUUUAGAUCAUUUUCCGUUAUCGGUUUCAAAUAGCGACUGAGAUGCCAACUGAUUGUAUAAUGAGCUUGUGAUGAGGUGGCCCCACUAAGGUCCUGUAACAUUGCCUACUCAUCAAACCUGAUGAAUUUUAGCCACAACUCUGAUUUAUUCUCAUCGCCCCAUCAUGGCUGACUGUAAACGAGCAGUAAAGCACGGUUACAGGAGUCCGAAUAAAGCAAGCACUGCUUCAACCUCAGGUAAAGUGGAGCAGCGUUAUUUUAAAAGUAGGUUGUGUUAACUUUAAUUUGCCUUGCGGUUCUUGCUAAUCACAUAUUGCCAAAGCAAAGCACAAGAGUGCUGAUCUCAAAAUCAAAUAACGUUGGAUCUAUUAAAGUCAUUGUUUUCUUUACUCAUUAUUACCCUAUUGUGACCGAGUAUGAACAAAAGCUUGUGCAAUUACUGAUCAGCUGUUUAUUAUAAUCAAAUGAACGGUCUCCUGAUUAUUAGCAUUUAAAUAAGUGCAAAAAAGUAUUAACUCUUAUUUUGCAGGCAGAUUUCAUAUAUUAAUAAUGUCUGGUCAGUCUGAGAUGUAGUUUUUCCAUUGGGUUUAGGGUCAUGGUUCAAUCAAAAACCAAUAAAAAGGAACAACAAAAAUAUAAUUUAGACGUCUAGAUAUGAUUGAACAUUCAUAUCCAACCUCAAAACACUCAAUCUAAUGAGGUGAAUAAUGAGGAGAACAUGAUGGCUCCCAAUAAAAUGCUCACUGAUGUUAUUAUAACAUUGCUGCAGUUCAACUGUCCAUCUCCACUAUGGCAUUUUCUGUCAAUUAUGUUUGUUUUUGUCUGUUUUUAAUGCCGCACAGUCACUCAUUUGUAUCCUAAGUGUUUAAUUUCACAUUGUAAUUCAAAAUGGUGAAAAGAUUCCCUUCGAUUGUAUUGAAAAGCUGUUCUUUAUAAGAUCCGGAUGUACAACAGUGUUUGAGAACAUUGUGUUAUUUGAUUGUCCACUUUAUUUAUUGAUAACUUAAGCAUGUUUGAGAGUGUGUGUCUGUGUGUGUGUGCGCGCGUUUAGGAGCCUUUUACAACAGGGUGCUGUCAUAUCCUGUUACGUUUAUGCAUUUUAAUUUUUGGAAUUUAAAAUCAAUGUUUCUUCUGGAUGUAUGUUUUCCUCAAGCAAAUUCUCUAGGUAAAUACAUAUAAUUUUAUUAGGACAAGCACUAUGAUUUUCAUAUUUAUCAAUAACAGUUGGAGUUUUGUGGGUGCUUGUGUUAUUCUUAAGACAGCUGGGGUUUUCUGUGUAAGCCAUCAAAUGAAAUCCAGUCCCAAAAGCUGAAAUUUCAGUUCAUUGUAGUGGAAGAUGAUGAAACUGAAUAAAAAUGUUGUGAAUGACCUUGCGAGGGAAUGCUACAUGAAAUUAUGAAUUAUACUUUAUUGUUUGCAAAUGUAUACAUAUUCUCUGUUGCACAUGGUAUGUUCCAGUAAUAAAGUCGGUAUGCACAACAUUAGUGGUAUAAUGCAAUAAGUGAGCGUGAAAGAAGAUUUUUUUUUUUUUUUAAAUGUUGAUGGAAUUUUCUCUAAUAAAGUUGCAAACACUCA
This is a messenger RNA of Carassius auratus (goldfish), 4882 nucleotides long. RefSeq names its product cullin 5a (gene cul5a). The transcript is spliced from 19 exons. Gene Ontology annotation, cellular component: cullin-RING ubiquitin ligase complex. Gene Ontology annotation, biological process: ubiquitin-dependent protein catabolic process. The record is from RefSeq and is a predicted model, not a curated record. The coding region runs from base 98 to 2434 and encodes 778 amino acids. Lineage: Eukaryota; Metazoa; Chordata; Actinopteri; Cypriniformes; Cyprinidae. Gene Ontology annotation, molecular function: ubiquitin protein ligase binding.